GUUCCGUCCGGAAGGGAAAUGACGCCAGUGCAGAAAAUGGCGUCCAGACAAACUACUGACUGGUGAUGUUUGCUACCCCUUUAAUUUAGAGCCGAUUGUAGGCCUCGGAGAUAAGCCGAUGGAAGAACUGGCGAUGCACUUCAGCCGUCCGUUUUCCUGAUUCGGGAAUUCAACCCGCAACUCAUGUCUGCAGGAGCCGCCUGGCCGAAGAGGGGUUGGGGAGCAUCGCAGCGCCGAGAGCAAGGGAAACACAAACACAGGAGAUGUGAGCGUCCCCAAAGCGCGCUUCCAGUCAAGCCUGUGAUUUUUCCACCGGGCCCUAAAAGCUCUGUUCAGGUAAUUGACGCUCAGAAAAGGGACUUGUUAAAAUCUACUGGAUACAAGGGGCACUGUCCUCUGAUUGGUUCGAACAACCCCCUCUGACAUGCCCGUGGCCAAUCAGAGGUGUGCUAUGUCCGGGGGGGAUGUGGAGGUGUACCUGUCCCAGGUGCAUGAUGGGAGUGUGUCGUCCGGGUUCCGGGCGCUGUACGAGGAACGGCUCCUGCUGGACGUCACACUGCUGAUAGAGGAGCACCACUUCCAGGCCCACAAGGCUCUGCUUGCGACCCAGAGCGACUACUUCCGGGUCAUGUUCACGGCGGACAUGAGGGAGCGGGACCAGGACAAGAUCCACAUGAAGGGGCUGACGGCGGCCGGGUUCGGGCACGUCCUGCGCUUCAUGUACUACGGCUCGCUGGAGCUCAGCAUGCCCACGGUCCAAGAGAUCCUGCAGAAUUGGUUCAACAUGGAAACAGCUUCUAUGGCGGCCAUGUACGUGCAGCUGACGGAGGCGGUGGAGUUCUGCUGCUCCUUCCUGCUGGCCAAGAUCUGCCUGGAGAACUGCGCCGAGGUCAUGCGUCUCCUGGAGGACUUCAGCGUGGGCGUGGAGGGCGUCCAGGAGCAGCUCGACAACUUCCUCCUCCACAACUUUGUCCCGCUCAUGAGCCGGCCGGACUUCCUGUCCUACCUCAGCCUGGAGAGACUACAGGCGUACCUGGAGAGCGACGCCCUGAGUCGCUUCCCCGAGAUCGAGCUGUACGAGGCGGUCCAGUCGUGGCUCCGUCACGACCGGCGCCGCUGGAGACACACGGACACCAUCAUCCAGUCUAUCCGCUUCUGCCUCAUGACCCCCGCCAACAUCUUGGAGAAGGUGAAGACGUCUGAGUUCUACCGUUACUCCCGGCAGCUGAGGCAGGAGGUGGACCAGGCCAUCAGCUACUUCCACGACAUCAACCAGCAGCCUCUGGUGGACACGCGCGCCAACCGCAUCCGCUCGGCACGCCCGCAGACCGCCGUGUUCCGCGGCAUGAUCGGACACAGCAUGGUCAACAGCAAGAUCCUGCUGCUACACCGACCCAAGGACCCCCAGGUGUGGUGGGAGCUGGAGGGGCCGCAGGUGCCGCUGCGCCCUGACUGCCUGGCCAUCGUCAACAACUUUGCCUUCCUGCUGGGCGGCGAGGAGCUGGGCCCGGACGGCGAGUUCCACGCCUCCUCAAAGGUGUACCGCUACGACCCCCGGCAGAACUCCUGGCUGCGCAUGGCCGACAUGUCGGUGCCCAGGUCGGAGUUCGCCGUGGGCGUGAUCGGGAAGUUCAUCUACGCAGUGGCGGGGCGCACGCGUGACGAGACCUUCUACUCCACGGAGCGCUACGACAUCACGGAGGACCACUGGGAGUUCGUGGACCCCUACCCCGUCAACAAGUACGGCCACGAGGGCACGGUGCUCAACGGCAAACUAUACAUCACCGGCGGCAUCACCUCCUCCUCCACCUCCAAGCAGGUGUGCGUGUUCGACCCCGGCCGGGAGGCAGGUGGAGCAGCAGCAGCAGCAGCAGGAGGCAGUGGUGUCGGUGGAGGAGGAGCAGUGGUGAGCAGCAGUUGCGGUGCUAGUAGUGGUGCGUCUGGAUGUGGGGGGGGAUCGGGCGGAGCGGAGGCGGCCCGCGUCCGCUCCGGCCGCAGCCCGCUCCUCCCCGGCACGCACGCCAACUGCUGGGAGAACAAGUCCAAGAUGAACUACGCCCGCUGCUUCCACAAGAUGAUCUCGCACAACGGCAAGCUGUACGUGUUCGGCGGCGUGUGCGUCAUCCUGCGGGCCUCCUUCGAGUCGCAGGGCUGCCCGUCCACGGAGGUGUACGACCCCGAGACGGACGAGUGGACCAUCCUGGCGUCCAUGCCCAUCGGGCGCAGCGGGCACGGGGUGGCGGUGCUGGACCGGCAGAUCAUGGUACUGGGCGGCCUGUGUUACAACGGCCACUACAGCGACUCCAUCCUCACCUUUGACCCCGAGGAGAACAAGUGGAAAGAGGACGAGUAUCCCAGGAUGCCUUGCAAACUGGACGGCCUACAGGUGUGCAGCCUCCACUUCCCAGAGUAUGUGCUGGAACACGUGAGGCGCUGCAGCUGAGGUCGGCUCCGGCCCACGUUUUGGUGGAAAAGCUGAUUUUUUGUGGACUGGCUUAUCCCACUUGUAAGAUUAGGUUCAGUGUGUUUUGACACACGGGCGUAAACACCUGUGGUGUUCACAGGCGUGUGUCCACACUCUGCAGAGUAUCAUGAGUGUUAAAGAUGACCAUGAGUUAAAACCAGAAACCAGGUUCUUCAUUCCUUACUGAAAUCAGAACCGCGAGGGAUCAAAUGCAACGCUAUGCUUAGGACGGCGUCCGAUUGAGCAGUCGAGGGAAGCGUUGGGAUCGGUAUUUGGGUUCUUCUGCUGGUCAUGUUUUCCUAUUGUAAUACUCGCACUGAAACACCCUCGAGGCAGUCGACUCGAUGGUUUUUAAAAUGUGCCACGGUUGAAGGCGCAUGGAUCUUUGUUUGUUUUCUAAGGGUCAGCUGCAGGCCAAAAAGGUUAUACCUGGCACAGCAGGAAUAGUAUUUGUAAAAAUCAGGGUGCAGUUCUUUGGUCAAACUGGGAAAAAUUCCCUUGAAGUGUCAGGAUUUUGGCAUCCAUACGUUUUGAGAAGAGGGGAAUGUACAGGAUUACAUAGAAUCAAAAAACAACUAUAAUCUGUUAUUUAUGAUUUCAAAAGGUCCUACCUGUUACUCAAUAUAUCGAAACGCCAAAUAUUUGAAUGGCCUGUAAUGCAUAGCUCCAAACAUUGUAGGUAACAAAGCAUACAGGACGCUGUCAUUCAGAUAUCUUUAGACACAACAGCACUCUAUUACCUACUAGUUGAUAUCCAAAAACGUGAGGCAGCUCGUGACUUUAGGCAACAUGCUUCAGAAGCUGAAUUGAGGCGUCUCCAUGGUGACGGCAGCUUAUGUACACGCAUCCCAAAAUGGCUUCCGAUACGUUUGGGUCCCCGACACGGUUUAUUUUGGCUCUUGUAUAUCCACAAUGCUGUACUUAUUUGUGUGUGUGUGUGUGUGUGUGUGUGUGUGUGUGUGUGUGUGUGUGUGUGUGUGUGUGUGUGUGUGUGUGUGUGUGUGUGUGUGUGUGUGUGUGUGUGUGUGUGUGUGUGUGUCACACCACUGUCUGCUCAGACACACGUGCACACUUGCAUCUUACUGCGUCAUGUGCCACAGGGGUCAUACUUGGUCAACAUCACUUGAGCUCUGGAUUUAGUUUUUGCGCUCUAUUUUUUAUUUGUAUUUAUUUAAUAUUUCUUUUUGUACGGCGAAACCUCUAUUGUGCAUUUUAGAAAGAACAAAAAAGUCAGCCAACUGUUCCUUUUUACGCUACUAGUUCUCAUUUUUUCCUGGAACAUUUAAUUUGUCGAUGUCUAAUAUAUUUUCGUGUCAGUGUCUUAGCGUUCUGCUAUGGUUGUACCCGUGCAGGCUCACGGCGUACCCGGACACCUCUCACUGAACUGUCCCUCUGGGCGCUGCGACUGGUAACCACCGCUUUUACUGGUGAACCGGUGCCCCGUCAGGUACUGGUUGUACGUACUGUGUCAUACCCCUUUAACAUCUGAGCUUGAAACCUCUCUGCCCCCCCCACCCUGUGCUAACUCGCCCUGAUCACAGCCAUGUCCACAGCUCCUCUCUGCAUAGGAGCAGGUUGCACUCACCCUUCUUAUCCGCUAUGCCGGUUUUUCUUACUCAUUGGGUCCCGCCCCAAACGGCUGUGAAUCCAGUGGGUCGACGCACAGAACACUGAGGGAACUCUGAAAAGAGCCGCCACUCAGGUGUGCGCAGGGUUUUCUGUGUUGGCUGUGGGGUCCCGUGGACACUCUGAAGAUGGUCUUUUGAGAAUGGUUUAGGAACCCUUGCUCUAUGCCAACGUCCUCACGUCCUUGUCCAACGACGUCAUCGUUGAACUCCUAGGGAUAUCAGCCGUGUACGAGGCCCGGUAGGAUCAACCUCCCAUGUGAGAAAACCAGCAUAUUGUACCAAUAACAUGUUAAUGGGAGCGUUGUAGAAUGGUGUCUAGGAAACAGACAGGAAAAAACAUUGGGAUACAAAUACACGUAUCUUUCAUUUACAAGCUGAAAACCUUAUGGACCUUCUUUACGUCUCUCAUUAUCACACAUCAUUCCCAUCCAUGUUCUGUUCAACUUUUUUAUGAGCCUACGCUGAAAAGGGCUACAACGUUGGAGCACUGACGCAGUAUUCUUCAGUACUGUAGCUUUUGAAGCAUCCAGUUGCUGUGGCAACAGCUAUGCAGCAAGCAAUCGCUCUGUUUAUGUUUUGCUUCUGCUUUUGCAUCCAAAGAGAGAGAAAUGCAUUUCCAGUUUGUUCAUCUUUUGUGUUGGAUGUAUGCUUGCUUACCAUGCAAACGGAGAGGGAUGUUUAUUGUCAAGUAUUCAUCUCUUAUCUGUUAAAGCGAGUCGAACAAAGUGGAAAUGUACAAGUUUAGCGUUGGCAAGACCAGAGAAGAUGUAUGUUUUGAAACUGCUACAUGUGUUCUGCAUUUGUGAAGAUAGCUGACUGUUACACAAAUCACAUCCCAUCACCAAAAACCCACCAUUCUGCUGUCCGGUAUACCUCUAGGCGUUGAUGCAGUAGUGCAUAGACGCCCGCAAGUCAUUCUGUAAUAUUGUUAUUUAUUGAAUAUAGAAACAUGAAGGUAUGAACGUCCAAAUCGGUGAUGAACUGGCAGUGAACAUCAUGGUCUUCUUGAUCAUCGCUAAUCACUGCUGGGAAAAGAGUGAAUCAGGUCACCAAUAUGUUAUUGUAGUUUCUAUCUGAAGAGCAACAGUCAAUGCCCUAGUCACGUAUUAUGCCAAACUCAUGUCCUCAAACCGCUCCUUUUUAUUUAAUACUGAAGAUAUUUAACUACCCAAUAGUACUGUCCUUAUUUGAUGCACACUAUUUCAAAGCACGGCGACCUCAAGUCCUUCAUCCGUCUCAAAUCUCAAGUAGGAGAAGAAAACAUAAUAGGAUAACAAGGAUUAAGCAUACCCUGUUACAGUGACUGUAUUUGAGGAUGGAAGUUAAUUGAGAUCAGAUUAACGUAAUCAUAAUCUGAGUAGUACUUAUUUGGAACGAUUUGUAACUCUUUCCAGAAAUAAACGUUCGUAUUGAAAGAUG
Molecule: messenger RNA, 5511 nt
Organism: Gadus morhua (Atlantic cod)
Lineage: Eukaryota; Metazoa; Chordata; Actinopteri; Gadiformes; Gadidae
Gene: klhl15
Product: kelch-like family member 15
Exons: 11
Coding region: 425-2443 (672 amino acids)
Biological process (GO): nuclear protein quality control by the ubiquitin-proteasome system; protein ubiquitination
Cellular component (GO): nucleus; Cul3-RING ubiquitin ligase complex
Molecular function (GO): protein binding
Source: RefSeq, a predicted model, not a curated record